AUGUCCUCGGUCCAGUCCCUCACUAUCGCUGUCAACGCUAUGGCAUCUCAGUUCAACAACCAGCAACAGCAACAAAACCGCCCGCGCCUUGCCCGCCUCACCGAUGAAGAAAGACUAUACUUGGAGAACAACAACGGCUGUUUCAAGUGCCGCCGACCCAAUGCCGGACAUUACUCCUGGGACUGUGGGAAAAACCGCAAUACGCCCCGACCUCCCAGGUCCCAGGCCGUCAACAACAUUGCUUACGUGGGCAACCCCCCAACAGACCAGUCGGGAAAUGCCCCCAGCAACUAG
Linnemannia hyalina is the source of this 294-nucleotide messenger RNA. The record is from the annotation of a GenBank genome assembly. Lineage: Eukaryota; Fungi; Mortierellomycota; Mortierellomycetes; Mortierellales; Mortierellaceae.